AUGCUUGCAAAAGCCCUUGCAAAAGAAAGUGGUGCAAACUUCAUCUCUAUUCGUAUGUCAUCAAUCAUGGACAAAUGGUAUGGUGAAUCAAAUAAGAUGGUUGAUGCUGUUUUCUCAUUGGCAGCCAAACUACAACCAUGUAUUAUUUUCAUUGAUGAAAUUGAUUCAUUCUUAAGAGAAAGACAGUCAGCAGAUCAUGAAGUUACUGCUACUUUGAAAGCUGAGUUUAUGACACUAUGGGACGGAUUAACAUCAAGUGGGAGAAUCUUAGUGUUGGGUGCUACUAAUAGGCCAAAUGAUAUUGAUUCAGCAUUUAUGAGAAGAAUGCCAAAGAGAUUUUCUGUGGGGUUGCCAAAUAUUGAACAAAGAACCCGUAUUUUGAAAAUUCUGUUGAAAGAUACUGAAGUUGAUGAAAAAGAGUUUAAUUUGGACCAAUUAAUAUUGAGUACUGAUGGAUUUAGUGGUUCAGAUUUAAAAGAGAUGUGUAGGGAUGCUGCAUUAAAUGCUAUGAGAGACUAUAUCAGACAAAAUAUCAAGAAUGGUAAAAAAGUCACAGAAGGUGAUAUCAAAGUGAGACCGUUGAAGAACUCUGACUUUGCUGGUACAUUGAAGAACACGCUCACGACGGCUUCAACCGCUGAGUUUUUAGAACCAUCUGCUUUAGGCUAG
Hansenula ciferrii is the source of this 669-nucleotide messenger RNA. RefSeq names its product ATP-binding protein. Gene Ontology annotation, cellular component: mitochondrial outer membrane. The record is from RefSeq and is a predicted model, not a curated record. Bases 1 to 669 code for a protein of 222 amino acids. Gene Ontology annotation, molecular function: ATP hydrolysis activity; ATP binding. The transcript has a single exon. Lineage: Eukaryota; Fungi; Ascomycota; Saccharomycetes; Phaffomycetales; Wickerhamomycetaceae.